UUCGUUCUGAUGGAAAGCCACGCAGACAAUUUACAUGUAUAAUUUAAGUCCAAAAGUAUUGUUUCAUUCGGAGCAAGCACGACUUGUCAAAGCGAUCACUUUGGAGCUCGUUUCUCUGCAUUCUUGAAUCCCGGCACGUUGGUGGUUGUUUUUCCUGGGAAAACGAAAUUUCGUUCGAUUUCCUUGUUUUCAAACAUUUUAAUUUUGAUGCUAUUAGCGUAAUGCAAUAAAAUUACUGCUGUCAUUUGUACACCUGCGCACGUAUUGCAAGAAGACGAAACCUGUUUUCAUUAAGUUUUCGAGUGAGAUGAUGACGAAACAGUUCAAUUGAAAGCUCCGGGUCGCACACUGUCUUGACGUGUUUUCAUUCAGCAGAUUUCAUAGAGCGUUUUAACACAUCAAUCCAGACAACGAUGUACUUUCCUGUAAAAUUCUGGUUGUCAGAUGAUUAUAUGAAUGUCACAUAGCUGUAUAGAGUUUAUGGGCAAGUUCUUGGUGAUAGAAGGAACACGAAUUUUAGAUUGACGGAAUACCUCUUCGUUGAAAAACGUCAACUUGGAAGUAGUUUACAAGCCCGAAGCAUGCGCGGACGUUUUCCGAAUAAUUUGCGUCGUAUGAUUUGAAAUGAACGUCACGGGAAGUGAGGAAGCGGCUCGACUUCGCCGAAUAACCAUCGGCACAUUCAUGGCUUUCACAAAUGUAGCGGUUUUUUGUGGCAAUUAUCUUGCGGUUGCAUCUUUUUGCAUCAAUUCCAAACUUCACACCGUUACGAAUUCUUUCAUCGUGAGCAUGUCCGUCGGGGAUUUGCUGAUCGCUUUGGUAUGCAUACCAUCAUUGCUCCUGGCUAACCUGUAUGGUCCUCAGGUGCCCACAGGGGUAAUUUAUUGUCAGUUUUCCAUCUCGAUUACGGUGAGUCUUAUGGGAGUGGCGAUCGGAAAUCUCGCCUUAAAUUCGUUUGACAGAUAUCGCGUGAUUUUGUAUCCCUUGAAGUCUGACGUCACAAAACGUCACGUGUGUUGGAAGAUUAUCCUCGCGUGGCUGUUCGCGUUCGUUUUCGGCUUCCUUCCGUACUUUGGUUGGGGACGUUUGCCGAACGUGCGCAAAACGGACGAAACACUGUACUGUCAAGUGCGGGCAAAUUUGUCGUGGAAUUACACUUUGGCGUUUUUGUGUCUCGCCGGCACACCGUUUUCUCUGAUGGGCGUGGCCUAUUGGAGAAUACUUACGACAGCACGACGUCAUACAAAAGUCAUAGUAGCGGACGCAGCAAGGUUUCAUGGCUCUAAGCGCGUGGACUUUAUCAAAGAAACUCGUGCCGCUAAAUUGGUCGGCGCUAUUUUGGCUGCUUUUAUGAUAUGCUAUUUACCGCUUUUCGUGAUAGUCAUUGUGGAUUUGUCCACUAACGGACUCAACUCGCACGCUUACGUUGGUGGUGUAUUAAUGGCGACGAUUAAUUCGGCCAUCAAUCCAUUCAUAAUGGCUGCGAUGAAUAGAGAGUACAGGCAUACAUUUUAUCGCGUAGCACGAUGCAGGUGGCGCAAGACUCGAGAUUAAACUAUUCGUUGAAAAUAGAGAUCAGUCGGCGAUCACUCGCGAUGCAUGAUAAAUCGGGAAUUGUCGUGCAUCAGUCGUGUAAAGAUCAUGAUAACAGCAAUGUUGCAUGCGUUAAUUGCCAAAGUACGUCAAUAUGACAAUAUGCUGAUCACGUGGAACAAAUAAAAAAUAGUGUAUCUCCUUUAUACUUAGGACUUUAGUUUUUCCAUAAAACCUUACAAUGAUUGCUUUUUAAAUGCUAAUUUUUUGGCUUGGCUUUUCAACAUUUGUUACUUACAAAGUUUUGGUGAAGUUGUAAAGAUGUAUAGACGUAAUGGCCAUUAGAUGGUCAAUUUAUAAAAUGUUUUCAUUUUUUUA
This is a messenger RNA of Xenia sp. Carnegie-2017, 1911 nucleotides long. Its product is annotated as histamine H2 receptor-like. The coding region runs from base 625 to 1554 and encodes 309 amino acids. Gene Ontology annotation, cellular component: membrane; dendrite. Lineage: Eukaryota; Metazoa; Cnidaria; Anthozoa; Malacalcyonacea; Xeniidae. The record is from RefSeq and is a predicted model, not a curated record. Gene Ontology annotation, molecular function: neurotransmitter receptor activity; G protein-coupled serotonin receptor activity. Gene Ontology annotation, biological process: G protein-coupled receptor signaling pathway, coupled to cyclic nucleotide second messenger; chemical synaptic transmission. The transcript is spliced from 2 exons.